CGCUGCAGGACAGGAACUUAGACUAUCAAAGCUUUGCACCCUACCGGUGCUCAAUGUGUGUAACACAGAAGAAGCCACCGGAGUAGCCGUAAGUUAAUAAUGAGCAGUGGAGACCUCAGAUUUACUCAGUAUACCAGCAUUGUUUUCCAAUGGGCUGACAUAAAAGUACAAAAAUGUUGUUGAAGGAUUUACCCCGGGAUGCCCUGUUGCGACCUCUGACCCGAAAUGAGGUGGUGGGGAUGGUGGUGCGUCUGACCAUAUUUGGGGCGGCUACCUAUUUCAGUAUCAAAUGGGUGGUAGAAGCACUGGACCCUACCCACAAACAGAAGCUUCAAGCAAAGAAAAGGGCAGAGCAGCUGUUAAAACAGAUUGGGGUGGAAGGGGUCAAGUUGACAGAAUAUGAGAUGAACAUUGCUUCACACCUGGUAGAUCCACGCAGUAUGAAGGUGUCCUGGAGGGACAUCGCCGGACUGGAUGAAGUCAUUACUGAGCUGCAGGACACAGUCAUCCUGCCCUUCCAGAAACGCCACCUGUUCACCGGCUCCAAGUUAUUCCAGCCUCCCAAAGGGGUGCUUUUGUAUGGGCCACCAGGCUGCGGGAAAACCCUGAUCGCCAAGGCAACUGCCAAGGCCUCCGGGUGCCAGUUCAUCAACCUGCAGGCCUCCACAUUGACGGACAAGUGGUACGGCGAAUCGCAGAAAUUCACCGCCGCUGUCUUUUCCUUGGCCGUAAAGAUCCAGCCCUGCAUCAUCUUCAUAGAUGAGAUUGACUCGUUCCUGCGGAACCGCUCCAGUAUGGACCACGAGGCUACGGCCAUGAUGAAGGCCCAGUUCAUGAGCCUGUGGGACGGGUUGGACACUGGCACAGACAGUCAGGUGAUGGUAAUGGGAGCCACAAACAGACCUCAGGAUGUGGACCCGGCGAUAAUGCGAAGGAUGCCCACCACGUUUCACGUUAGCCUGCCAAGCCAAAAACAAAGACAGGACAUCCUGAAGCUGAUUCUGGCAGGAGAGAAUCUGAGCAACGGCAUCAACCUGAGGGAGAUCGCGGAGCGGACGGAGGGCUACUCGGGCAGCGACCUCCGGGAGCUGUGCCGCGACGCCGCCAUGUACCGCGUGCGCGACUACGUGCGCAAGCAGCAGAUGAAGCAGAUUGCGCAGCAGCUGCAGGAGUCCGACGAGGACGAGAGGCCGGUGGAUGAGGACCGGUUGAGGCCCGUCACACAGCUGGACCUGCUGUUCGGCCUGGACAAGAUGACGGAGUCCAAGCAGGCCACCGUGUGCCACAGCUCCCUGAAGGAGGUGCCCCUGGAUUAAAGCCCCCUCCUCAGCCUGCCAGUCCCACCCUCCCCCCUAGCACUACCCCUGGAACCCACGGCCAGACGCCAGUGACAUCAGCACGAAGGGAUUGAGCUGCAUUCUGUUUUCCAAAGAGGCAAGCCGUCUGCUGUGGGAAAGCGGGGUCACUCUGUUUGCGUCUCGUCACUGGUACUGUGGAAUGCACUGGGAAGGAAUUGCCACACGUGGAAAUGCAUCACUGCACAGACCCAUGAUUUUUGACUUGAAAGGUUUGAUAGAAAGCUUGUCCAGAUUUAUUGCUGGCAAACAUAAUUUGCAAGAUAACUGCAGGGAUGGAAAAUGUUAUUUUUUAUUUGCACCGUAAUCUGCUUAUGAUAAUUUUAUGCAGGCCUUUUAUAUGCGAGUGUGUGUGCGCGUCUGUGGAUGUGUGUGUAUAUAUGUGUGUGUGUGUGCGCGCGCGCGUGCGUGUGUGCAUGUGCAUAUGUACACAGACACAUACACAAUCGGCACUCAUUGCUGCGAAUCUUGGGAGAGCUAGACAAACAUUGAGCUCUCCUCCAAAACUCCCAGUGUCAGCCAAUGCUUCUUAUCGCACCCCACUUUUCAAGUCAACAGGCGGACUUGUUUUCAACCGAUCGGCCAAUUGGGAUCACUGGAGAGCACUGACACACUUCAGUCCCUGCCAGUUGAAACCCUCUUAUGCCCGGGCAACACUAGAACCGACUGUACGUCAGCCAGGCACAGUCAGCAUUGGAAUGUUCCAGAUUUUCUACCAGUCCGUGGGGUCCAUUUAAUGCAUGAUAACAGUAGAUGAGCUACCCAGCAGCCAGAUUUAUAAAAACUAUUUAUAAAAACUGUUUUAAUUUCUUUGGACAGUAUCCAAUGCUGUCACAUAGAGACUGCAAAAGGAAAACAACUAUGAAAGUAUAAAAUCAUUUGUUAGCUGCAGUCUUUUAAAUACUCUGUCAAGUUUAGGUAUUUUACGUUUUCUGUUAUCAGGUGAUAUUUACGUACUGUAUUUUUUCCCUCUCAGCAUUGCUGAAUCCAGUUCAUUUUUGGCAAUCUUUUAAAAAAUCUGACCCGUUACAGUGUGAUGAUUAGUCAUGUAUUUAUUUUCUGUGUAUUGUGUUGUUUGGCCUCGAUAAUGGAAAAUGAUUCAGGCCUCAUGGUUUAUCCUCAUAUUUAGUGUCAACAUAUUUAUGAACUAGCUAUAUUAUUAAUAUUUUCCACUCAUGAGUGCCAUUUCAUGACACUUCAAGAAAAGAAAAAACUUCUACCAAGUUAGCCGAGCCAAGUAGCAUGCUGAAUUAAGUUUUUGCUCUGCAUAUAGCAGAGUGGCUAGCUAACCAAUUAUUUACAUUUUGUACACAAGCGGUUCAGUGUCAAUGUGACUGAACCGAUCCCCAUAGUUAAUUUAUGAAAAGUGCUGCUUCUGCAUGUUCCAUUGGUGUAAGGAACACACCGAACCAAUUGGCUGACACAGAACAGUAGCACAGUGCUUUCUAGCUGCUGCAGUGAGGGAAUUCAUUAUUUUCUUACCGUAGGUGGUUCUGCGAGAUGGGUGGAAAUGCAAGAAAUUACACCAUUUCACGCUCAUGGGUGGGCAGCGUGUUUAUUGCAUUUUGCAUUUUGCUCGUAUUAUGACCUGGAUCUUGGAUUGCAAUGCCACGCCGUCUUUUCCCGUCCCUGUAACAGGAUGACGCUGUUUUUCACUGUGCUUGCCUGCUUUCAGGCCCAGUGAACUCAGGUUUGUCCUUCACAGUCCCCACGCGUAAUUACAUUUCAAAACAUUUAGGACCAAGUUGCAGCAAAGACAGAGAAGAAUCCUGGAACCUGUAAUUGUGCUGCUGUUGACAUACUCCUCAUUGUGUGCAAUACUUCACAGAAAGGCCGCCAGACCUCGUUCAGCAGCACAUCAAGGUGGGGUGAUGAUGUCAUAAUGGCUAAAGAGGGGGCAUAUACCAGAAACUACUCUGAUAUCAAUUGGUAUCAUAAACAAGUUUUCAAGUAAUAAGCAAUAUUUGAUAGAUGAGUAAUUCCUUUUGACUACUUGUAUAUUUAACUAAUAUUGCACUAUUUUAAAUUAUGUAAAAAUGUAUGUUGUUUUUUUGUUUUGUUUUUCCUUUGGCUUCAAAGAAUUGAAUGUUUCAUCAGCAGUCAAAACUUGCUUGAACUGUUAAACCACGACUUAAGACAAACACAUCUUGAACAGUUAUCUGCAUGCCUUAGUGUUAGACUAUAAAUUGAGUGUUGUGCUGUUGCAUUGAAGGCCAAAGCUACGGGUAACAUAGCUAACAAGGGAGUCACUUUCUUUUUCACGAAUGUAAAUCCAGUCUGUGUGAAUGUACUUUUGCUGUCUCCUUCAGUGAUCAGUCAUCUCAUUUUAUGUGUAAUAUUUGUACCAUGUUGUUCUUAGAUCUGGCAAGGGCAUAUCAUUGAUUGAGUCUGAAAGUGUUUCUGUUUCUGUCUAUUAGUUCUGUUACAGAACCUGGUGGUUGAUCUUUUAGGAGGUUGGAUUGGGCUUUGUUCUUUCCUACACUAAGCACAGAUUGUUUCUGAUGGGGCAUUCAACUGAGUAUAUGGUGAUUUAUGGAAUGACACUACAAACCUGUGUUUUCUUUUUUUAAUGUGGUUACCCUAGUCCUUUCAGAAAAUAAAACCCGGUGGAAAGUA
Molecule: messenger RNA, 3971 nt
Organism: Anguilla anguilla (European eel)
Lineage: Eukaryota; Metazoa; Chordata; Actinopteri; Anguilliformes; Anguillidae
Gene: atad1a
Product: ATPase family AAA domain containing 1a
Exons: 10
Coding region: 174-1316 (380 amino acids)
Cellular component (GO): mitochondrial outer membrane
Molecular function (GO): ATP hydrolysis activity; ATP binding
Source: RefSeq, a predicted model, not a curated record